AUAUAAUAAUAUAAUAAAUUAGUGAAUUGAAUAAUAUUGAAUUAUAAAUGAAAUUAUAUUUUAAUAAUGCUUACAAUACAAUUUGGACAAUGUGGAAAUCAAUUAGGACAUACAUUAUUCUCAGAAAUAUCAACUGAUAUGGAAUGUGUAAAUACAGGUGUAUCAUAUAAAACUAAUUAUCAAUACAUAGAAGAUACAUUUAAUAGAUGGUUUAGUGGUAUAACUAAAAGUAAUGACCGUUUAGCAAGAGCAAUUCUUAUAGAUACAGAACAAAAAGUCAUAAAUAAAAUUUAUAAUAACAAAAGUAAUUUAUGGACAUAUUCAACAAAAAAUGUAAUUUGUCAAGCUGGAGGAGGUUGUGCAAAUAAUUGGGCAUUUGGUUAUUUAAUAAAAGGUUAUGAAUUAAGUGAUGUGAUAUUAAAUUGUAUAAGACAAGAAAUAGAAAAAUUAGAUCAUUUUGAUGGAUUUCUUUUAUUAUUAAGUUCUGCAGGUGGAACAGGAUCUGGUAUUGGAAGUUAUAUUACAAAACUAUUACAUGAAGAAUAUAAUAAAAAAUCAAUUCUUAAUACAACAAUAUUACCAUUUUCAUUUGGUGAAGUAUGUACACAAAAUUAUAAUACAUUAUUAACUUUAGCAAAACUUUAUAAUGAAAGUGAUAUAAAUAUUUUAUUUGAAAAUGAACAAAUAUAUAAUAUAUGUACUAGUUUAUUAAAAAAAUCAUCUAUAAAUCUACAAGAUAUGAAUAAAAUUAUUUCAAAAAAAUUAUUAGCUACAUUUCAACCAGUAAAUUAUGAAAAACAUAACAUAAAUUCAUUAUUAUCUCAAAUAGCAUGUCAUCCUUCAUACAAAAUAGCAAUAAUAAAAAGUACUCCACAUAUACCGGUAACAUCUACAAACUACGAACCAAUAUAUAAUUGGAAUUCAUAUAUCCAUCAUUUAAAGCAAACACUUAGAAUACCAAAUUUAAAUUCACAGUUAACUAAUGUUGAAUUAAAAAUGCCAUCUAAUUUAUUAAGCAAUACUAUACAUCAUACAUAUGCGACUUCAGUAUCAAAUGUUUUAAUAACACGUGGAACAAUGUCAGAACAGGAUCUUAUAAUGAAAAAUAUACUUAAAGAAAAACAUUUAUAUGCAAAUUGGAAUACAAUUGAUUGGUUUACUCAUUUACAUCAAAAUCGAAAAUUUUUAAAUCAUGAUAAAUUUCUUGCUUUAAUAACCAAUAAUUCUCAAAUUUCUUAUUCUCUAGAUAUAUUUUUAAAUAAAACUUGGAAAUCUUAUGUUCAUUCUGCAUUUUUACAUCAAUAUAAACAAUUCGGUUUAGAAGAGGAUGAUUUUCUACAAGCAUUUUCAGUACUUGAAAAUGUUGUAAAAGAAUAUAAAGAAUUGGUCUCUCAUACAGAUUAAUAAUAAAUUAUAAUUGAAUUAAAUU
Apis dorsata (giant honeybee) is the source of this 1429-nucleotide messenger RNA. RefSeq names its product tubulin delta chain-like. Lineage: Eukaryota; Metazoa; Arthropoda; Insecta; Hymenoptera; Apidae. The record is from RefSeq and is a predicted model, not a curated record. The transcript has a single exon. Gene Ontology annotation, molecular function: GTP binding; structural constituent of cytoskeleton. Gene Ontology annotation, cellular component: cytoplasm; microtubule. Bases 67 to 1404 code for a protein of 445 amino acids. Gene Ontology annotation, biological process: mitotic cell cycle; microtubule cytoskeleton organization.